This is a messenger RNA of Staurois parvus, 328 nucleotides long. Lineage: Eukaryota; Metazoa; Chordata; Amphibia; Anura; Ranidae. The record is from the annotation of a GenBank genome assembly.
UGAUUUUGCAUUUCCGGGAGGACUGUUUUGUUUACUAACAGUCCGCCUCCCUUUCAGCUCGGGUACACUGCUGUGCAUGGCUGUGCACAGCUUAGACAUUCACAUCAGUGUGAUUACAGUGAAUCACACACAUCCUGCCCCCUAGUAAAACACUCCCAGCACACGCACACAGUUAACCCUUUGAUUGCCCCUUAUGUUAACACCUUCCUGCCCAGUGCCAUUAGUACAGUGUCAGUUCUUUUUUUUAGUACUAAUCACUGUAUUGCUGUCACUGGGGAUGUCAGUGACACCAAGUCACUUCCUCCAGUAUCAGAAUGCCCACCGCAGU